AUGACUUCCCACUCAUGUAGCAGCCGCUCCCCUGCGACCUUUUGCGGCCAGCAGUUGAAACCAGCGCACACGAUCAGAGUGGGUGGUUCUACCGACGACCCAGAUUAUGUGCUGCAGACUGCCGUAAGCUCGAUUUCGCCGCUUCUGGCAGCGUCCACGUCAGCGCCCGCCAUCAAAUCCUUCGACGUGGCAUCCGGCGCGUCCCUGGGUGACGUGGCAGCGCGCCACCCUGGCACGGUGACGGAUUUAGGGUUUGCGGAGGCGGCUUUUGGGGGGGCGGGGCCGGGAAAGGAGGUGCUGCUGUCGUCAUCGUCCGAAUCUGCGGUUUACGUUUGGGACGCGCGCGCUCGAUCGCAGGCGGGUGUGUUCCCCGCGUAUGAGGGGGCGGGCGAGCUGUGGAGCUGCAGCGGGGGAGGGGGGAGCACAGGACACCUCCUGGCGGCUGGAGGCAACUCCCAGGUAAGGUGCUUUCUGGGGGAGGCAGUAUCUGGCCAUCUUUCUGUGGGACAUGCGGUCCAGCCGACUGCUGGGGCGACUGGAGGACGCACAUACGGAGGACGUUACUCAGGUUCGCUUCCACCCUUUCCACCGCACUGCACUCCUCUCAGCCGCGCUCGACGGCCUCAUCUGCCCUUUGACCUCUCUCCACCGUAUGAAGCAUCCCUCUCCGCCUCGACAGUAACUACCACCCCAGCAGAAGCAGAGCGUUAUGCGGAUUCCGACCCGCUCCAGUCAGUCCGUAAUAAGCCCUGGCACAUCCAUCUCCCGCAUUGGCUUCUUUGGCCCAUCUGCCUCUGCUCUUUGCCUUUCCUCUCUCCCCCCACCAGCCUCUGGGAUCUCUGGACUGGCGAUCCCAUUGCAUCGUUUGACGAAAUUCGGUCAACUCUCUCCGAAAAGUGGCCCCUUCAAGUCCCUGUGGAUUAUCUGAUAACAUGUGACUAUUCCCCCUCGCCCAACCCCCGCCUCCGCCUUUUUGCCGGUUCCCACCUGGGUCAUGCAGCCGCCUUCCCCAUCUCCCUCCCCCCCACCUUCUCCAAUCCAUCUCACCCUGCUGCUGCUGUUGCCGCUGCGGCUGCUUCUCGUGAUGAUGAUGCAAUGAUGACAGAGCAUCCACAUGGCAGCACCAGUGUGAGUGUGCCACCUGGCACCUGCCAGGUCAGCGGCCCGGACAUGCUCCUAUCCGGGGCGCAUUCAGGGGUGGUGAGGGAUGUGGUCAGAGUGGCACCGCCAGCAUCUCAUGCUGCUUUGUCUAGCGGAACAGCUGUGACUUUUUGGACAGGAGGGGAGGAUGGGUGCUUGUGCCAAUGGGAGGGGAUCGAGGGGCAGGAGGAGGAGGAGGAGGAGGAGGGGUUGGAGGAUGGAGGGGUGAAAGGGAGUAAGCGGAAGGGUAAGGGGAAGGACCGGUUUAAGCCGUACUAG
Molecule: messenger RNA, 1419 nt
Organism: Closterium sp. Yama58-4
Lineage: Eukaryota; Viridiplantae; Streptophyta; Zygnematophyceae; Desmidiales; Closteriaceae
Source: the annotation of a GenBank genome assembly